CUCCUCCAACAUCCUCAGCGCUUUGAACGUAACAGCAAACCACUGGAAACCACUGGCAGACUACCGAGGGCCAACCAAAUGAGUCGGUCCCCAGACAUGUAAUAAGUCCAGUCCUGGAUUGAACCGAAUUUGGCUUUCAAUGGUAAAUUUCCAUUCAAAACACACUUUAGGCAUGGGCACUGCUCAGAGCGUGGCUGGGGGAAAACCCUGAAAGGUAUUGGUAAUUGGUUGCAUAUUCUUGUGCUCAAUAACUACAUUCAGUCCAUGACCCACUUACUCUGUCACCAGAAUAAUUAGUUUCCACAUUUUAAAUACUUUGCCAGGCCACCAUUGCAGGUUUGGGUUUGCGAAGAGCAUUCUCUCACUUUACUUGAUCCAACAGUAAAAACUUCUCAACUCUUCUCCUUUGUGACCUUCUGACAAACUCAUUUAGGUCACCUUCUUGAAUUGGACGAAGUUUGGAUUCCUCAAUGCAGUUUUGUCUGCCCGAAAGCUGCUGAACUGCCUGAAUUGAAAACCUUCAGCCACAAAUUUAUUUUCAUAUCAAUCAUGUUGUGUCCCGUUUGAACACAUUUCUAGUUUUGAUUAUCCAAAAGCAGAUUUCAAUAAAGCAUAGAAAGCAACUCGAUGCUUGUUGUUUAGGGGAAAUUAUUGUGGUAGUAGUUUGUGGAAUUGUCAUUAAGGCAGCUAAUGAGGCAUUUGUAAUCGAUAACCAGACCUUCUGUUUCACAAGCAAACUCGGCUCACUGGCAUGCAACAUGACGCACUUCCCUCUGUGGCAGUGGAGCAUCAUAUAAUCAACAUUCAUGAAGCUGGAAAACAGAACCAUAAGUUGACCAUCUGUACAGUCGUGCUAUCCAUAACCCUAACCCGUGCUAUCCAUAGGCAUAGACCAUAGACCAUAAUGCACUCGUAAUGCAGAGGUUGUUCUGCAGUUAAAAAAAAAAAAAAAAAUGUUUUUCAGUUAAAAUGAACUAAAGCUAAAUCAUAUUGAUCUGUAAAAAAUCAACAUCCAACAACCAGGAGAUUAUUCUAGAAGCCAUUUAACCUCAGAAGACCCACAUAUCACCCAGUGGCUAUCUAUUUAUCUUUUUUUUUUGUACAACCUCACAGUGAACUUUGUCGCACCUGUUCAGAAACUGGAGAGGCGUGAAAACCGAGUUAGCUGUCUAAAGCCACCACAGUGGGACAGUCAAAUGUAUGAAGCCUUAUCCACACUAAAAUACAAACAAGGCUUUAUUUUUAGGCAUUAAGCAUCCAGCUCCUCAUAAUAGUCUCUUUAGUGGGGUGAGGGGGUGGGUCGGGGGAUUGGACUUGAUAAACGGGACACAGAUGUUAAAGUGUACUGGCCAAUGGUAAGGAGAAGUGGGCUGGAUUGGAGCACACUCCACAGGUCCGGUCUUUUAAAACUACUCUGAGAAACAUUUAAUACUCAUAAGACAGUACUUAAAGACAAAGCAGCCAGGACCAUCUUUUAUUAACUUAUUUUUCAAAGUCUUUACUUAAAGACUACUACCUUUCAACCAGAAUUAAAGAGAGUCACUUUCAAGUGCGUAGAAUAAAAGAUAUUCACAAAAACAUUUCUCAUGAGAGUGGCACCAUGUGGGACUUUAGAAUGGUGACCUUACUUCUGCCCUUUCUUUUCUCUGACAACUUUGCACAAGGAACCAUAUGGGACAAACUGGAGCUUGGAAAGUGGAGCCAGACAGACAGGAACAGGAAACAGGCCUACAACAGCCUCUCCGAUCACCAGACCACAGGGGUGACGGAGUGGACAUCCUGGUUCAACAUCGACCAUCCAGGGGGCAACGGAGACUAUGAGCGCUUGGAGGCCAUCCGUUUUUACUAUAGAGAGAGGGUGUGUGCCAGGCCGGUGGCCAUGGAGGCACGCACCAGCGACUGGGUCGCAGCCACAGACACCGGGGAGGUGGUGCAUUCCAGUCUGGACAAGGGCUUCUGGUGCAUCAAUAAAGAGCAGAUCUACGGCCGCAGCUGCUCUAAUUACCAUGUGCGCUUCCAGUGUCCACCAGUCAAUGCCUACUGGACAGACUGGGCUGACUGGGGUCCGUGCUCAGCCACGGCCUGCAAUGACGUCGGCAUCCAGGUGCGCCAGCGGAAAUGUGUGUCCAAAGAGCCCAUGCCUCUGCUGUUAACCCCGGCCUGCCACGGAUCCCACAUUGAAAGGAAGGAAUGUUCAACUCCCCCGUGCCAAGCCAGGUGGGGCCCAUGGGGUGCCUGGGGCAGCUGCUCCGUCACCUGUGGUGGAGGACGGCGGAGCCGGCGCAGGAGCUGCAUCAGGUCUUCAGACACAGUCCGCUGUGAGGGACGGCCAGUCGAGAUUCAGAAGUGUGGGAAGAAGCCAUGCCCAGUGGCAUGCCAGCGCGUGUGUCCAGAGGGUAGGCCCAGUGAUGACUGCAGCCGCUGUGUGUGUGAAGGCCAUCUGCUGCAUGGUGAGGUCCUCUCUGCUACAGGGGUACCAGUGGCUGGGGCCCAGGUGGCUCUAGCAAGCCAACCCAACCUCAUCCGUGCUCGCGCCAACACCAAGGGGCUCUUCAAAGUGCCCGGGCUGUGCUCUGGCUCUACGACGCAACUCAUCAUCAGCAAGGAGAAAUUCGCCCCCCUCACCAUCUCCACUUUUAACAACGGCAGUAAGACGUCCUGGGUCCAUGCUGUCUUGAAGUCUUCAGAAAAGCCGCGCAUUGUGAAACACCCUGAAGACAAGGUCAGAUAUGAAGGCCAACGUGCAAUCCUCUGCUGCAAGGCCAUGGGGAGUCCCAAACCGGAGAAAUAUCAAUGGUAUCAUAACGGAUCACUGCUAGACUGGAAGGAGUACAAAUAUGAAGAAGAUCUGGUCCUCCGAGACUUGAAAGUAGAACAGUCGGGCCAAUAUUACUGCAAAGCCAUCAGUCAGACGGGCAGCAUCAAGUCCUCUCAAGCUCUCCUCACUGUUAUGGGUAAAGACACACCAGCAUGCAAGGCCACACCUGAGUCCCACCUGGUUAAACUGCCCCAAGAUUGUGUACAGCCCAAGACAGACUCCAAGUUCUACAACGCUGGCCGGUGUCCACAUAAUAAAUGCGCGGGCACUUUGGACUAUGACAUGCGCUGCAGGGACGCAGGUGGAUUCUGUUGCAGUGUGAAGACCAUGGAAACCCGGCAGAUAAACUGCGGCCGCUACUCGUUACCCAUCAAGAUUGUGACUGAAUGUGCAUGCCAAAGCUGUGUGGAGCCCAAAGUGUUAGUGCGUGGAAGAGUGGUGGCAGCAGAUAAUGAUGAGCCCCUGCGCUUUGGACACAUUUUCAUGGGGAAUGAGAGGGUGGGGACCACUGGAUUCCAGGGUGGCUUCACUGUCCAGGUGUCUCCAGGUGUGAAGAGACUGGUUGUGAACUUUGUAGACCCUGCAGAGAAGUUUAUCGACACAGUCAAGGUGUUCAUCUUUGACAAUAAAGGAGGAUCUGUCUACCACGAUGUCAAGGUGAUGCGUAAGGUGGAGCCCAUUGAUAUAAAUGCAGGUGAGACAAACACCAUUUACCUGGGAGAAAUGAAAGGAGAGGACCCUAUUGGCCAGCUGGUCAUACCUCCAAACUCCUUCCACAAAAACACAGGAGAGGUAUAUGAAGGUACAGUGAAAGCCAGCGUGACGUUCAUAGAUCCAAGGAACAUCACCACAGCAGCUGCAGCUCCAGGCGACCUCAACUUUGUAGACAAUGAAGGAGACACACUACCACUAAGAACAUAUGGGAUGUUUUCUGUGGAUUUCAGAGACGAGGCAAACCAGGAGGUCCUUGGAGCAGGAGCAGUGCAAGUGCUACUCGACACGCAGCAUGUCAAAAUGCAAGAGCACAUCCCCACCAUGAAGCUGUGGUCACUCAAUCCAGACACAGGCAUAUGGGAAGAAGAGAGCAAUUUCCAUUAUACAAAAGCAGCCACUGGUGGAAACGGGAGGAGUAAGCGGGAGGAGCGAACCUUCCUGAUUGGAAACAUGGAGAUACGGGAGCGUCGUCUCUUCAACCUGGACGUGCCGGAGAAUCGCCGUUGCUUUGUGAAAGUGCGAGCGUACAUGAGUGACAAGUUCCUCCCCCACGAGCAGCUGAAGGGUGUGGUCAUCAGCCUCAUAAACCUGGAGCCUAAACCUGGUUUCUCAUCCAACCCAAGGGCAUGGGGCCGCUUCGACAGUGUGAUAACAGGGCCUAAUGGCGCUUGCCUGCCAGCCUUCUGUGAUGCUCAAACGCCUGAUGCCUACACAGCGUAUGUCACUGCCAUUAUGGGAGGUGAGGAACUAGAGGCAGCCCCGUCAACACCCAAAAUGAAUCCAAACAUCAUUGGUGUGUCCCAGCCAUAUUUAGACAAGUUAGAUUAUCAACGGUCAGAUCACACAGAUCCUGCACUUAAAAACACUGCCUUCAGGAUUAACUUGGCCAAACCAACUCCAAACAAUGUGGAUGAGAAUAAUGGCCCGAUAUAUCCCUAUCAGAGCAUGAUAGCGUGUGAGAACGCACCAGUAGACGCCAACCACUUCCGUUUUUUCCGUGUGGAGAAGGACAAGUAUGAAUACAAUAUGGUGCCAUUUGAAGAGAAUGAUCUGACUACAUGGACAGGCGACUAUAUGUCAUGGUGGCCUAACCCUCAGGAAUUCAGAGCAUGCUACAUCAAGGUCAAGAUCCAUGGGGCUACUGAAGUGAUGGUGAGGUCGAGAAACUUGGGAGGCACGCACCCACAGACGAGAGGCCAGCUCUAUGGUUUAAGGGACAUCCGCAGCACUCGCGACAUGUUAAGCCCUAACACAUCGGCUGCAUGCCUGGAGUUUAAGUGCAGUGGAAUGUUAUUCGAUCAAGCCACAGUCGACAGGUCCGUCAUAGCUGUGCUUCCACAGGCCAACUGUCGACGUACAAACACCAACAGUCUCUUGCAAGAGUAUCUUAUCAAGCACCCUCCUGUACUGCAAAACAAUGAGUCACAUGCCUUUAGUAUGCUAGCUCCUGUCGACCCACUGGGCCACAACUAUGGUAUCUACACUGUGACAGACCAGAAUCCACGUGUUGCAAAGGAGAUCGCCAUUGGACGGUGUUUUGACGGAACCUCAGAUGGCUUUUCCAGAGAGAUGAAGGCAGAUGCCGGAGUGGCGCUGACAUUCAGUUGCCCAAAGAGAACUGUAAACAGGGAAAGCCUUUUUCAGCGACUUCAAACCAACCCGAGUCAGACCCUGGCUCAAAUGGGUCGUGACAUGAGAGAAUCAGAAGGCAUUCAAGUCAGAAGGGGGGCCACCCAGGUGGUGGGGUACCCCUCGGGUCAGCAAGGCAGGCCCCAGAACCGCAGGGCAACCAACAGGAGGAGAGCUGUGGUGCGAACACGGUCAAGGCAGUAGAUCUGCGCUUGGGUCUUGGAGUAACUAUGGUGCCAAUGAAAUCAUGAACGUAAAGAUGGAAAUUCUAUCAUGCUCUUUCAGUCUUGUAAUUUUGGAUGUGAAUUUCUUCUGUACUGUAAAUGCUGAAACUGACAGCGCAACAAUAGGUAAAAAUAUACAUAGACAUUCCCUCGAAUACACCCCGAAUGGCUCCAAUCCUUCAGAACUUCCAGAAAGUCAAAACAAAAGUUCUUACCAAUUUGCUGGGUUAUCAUGGUUCGAACCACAUGAGGGAACAUGUUUGAAAAUGUAUUUAUUUUUCUGUAUCAUUGCAUCAAAGACAGUUCGGUCUGUCCUCUAGCAGAGUAAGUAUGAAACUAUCAAAGUCUACGGUCAGCUAGUUCAUUAUAUAAUGGCCACAUGAAGAAUUGAAAAGAACAGUACUGUGGAGAAAAACAUGCAGCUUUAUCCAUAACCCCUGUAAAUGACCCUGUCCCUCCUAUUAUACAGUCCCUGCAACUGGCCAACUUCACUUAGAACAACUCUCCAAAAGAAUGGCUGAGAUGUAGAACCAGUCCACAGAAGCAAGGAGUUCUAUUUUUACAUCAUGAAGUCAGCGAGUCUAAUUCUCAGGCUAAAUGGAUUGCAUACUACUAUUAUGCAUGGAUGUCUUUAUUUGUCUCUUGAAGUGCAAUACUUUUUCUAAUACUGACUUGAGAAAUAUCCUACCCAAUGAGCCACUAGGCAAACUCAAUGAGCCAGGCAAACUUGGCUUUGAUGUACAAUAUAUGUGUUGGGAUAUGUAGCACCUAUAUAUUACUAGAAUGACAACAAUAACUUAUGACAUAUUAUGGUCACCAUCGCUGCAUAACUUAUGACAUAUAAUGGUCACCAUGGCUGCACAUUUGGAAGCUUCUUGGCAUACUUCUAAUUUAAAUCUAUCCUCAUGAAAUGGAUUAUAGAAGUAGACUACAGACAUUGUAUGUUCUUCUGUGUGUUGGUUCUUUUGAUGUUUUUAAAGAGAAAAAUGGUUCGGGUCCAGUAAUGAGGGUAAAUUAAAGAUCAUGGGACACACACACACACACACACACACACACACACACGUUGUUUGUCCUUGUUACAAUCACCCUAAUGCCCCUCUGCUUAGUGGGGAGGCUCACUGGACUGAGCUAAUCUAGACUCAGAGGAUUACUUAUUAUGGUCUAAAGAGGAAUCAAUUUGAUUUGGUAAAUAAAUACCAACCCUAUUGCCCGAUCUGUUACAACAAAUUAUAUUCUCUCUAUGGAUACCCACAACAACUUGAGGAAAACUUUACUUCAAUAUAUAUUUACAUCCGAUAGUUGAUAUACUUCGCAAUAUUUGGCUCACCAACUACCACUGAAUCACAUUAACAGUUAGUAUGGGUAAAAGUCAGGCUGUUGACCACUGUGUUCUGAACCAAUUCAUUCUUGUCAGCUGUUAACAAGCAUGUGUACUGGUCUACAGUAUAAAUCAUAGAACUACCUAGUAUGUACCCUAGGGUCAGUACCCUAACCCUAAUCCUAGUAUGCUGACACACAAUCACUGUCUAAAGAACAACUAUUUAACAACUUAUGAAUGUCUCCCAGUGGUAGAAAAUAAAAAUAGGGUAAUUGCAUUUACUAAAUUGGCAGUAUGCUUGCUUUGCUUUUUCUAGUUUCCAUGUAGGUAGGUCCUAAACUAGCUUUAAACAGGGACAGUAAAAGACAGUAAAAGAAAAAACCUGAUCAACUGAACUGCGCCAUGUAUGACCCCAAGUAAGUCACUCUUUUUCAUUCUCCUCAGUGUUUACUUGUACUGGUACUGCGCUUGUUGGAUUUGAGACGUAAUGAGCCAUUAGUCUGAUACAGCACAGGAUGUCAGUUGGCCCUUAUUUGGCAUUCUAUUCCAUCUGUGCCAUUACUUUGAGUACAAGCAUCUGUUCUCUUUUCAACUGUCUAGCUGUCUCAGGGAGACUAUAACUUAUGCAGGAAUAUCCUCUGGCAAAAUCAAUCUUGGACCAUUCCACUAUUGUCUAGGCUAUAAAGUAAGAGUUGUACAGUUGCCACUGUGCUCUGGAAGUCUUCAGCCAUUUAAAAAAAUAAAUAUAAAAAUAAUUAAAUGCCUGGGAACUCCAUGUUAAUCAUUAUGUAACAUAUACUGCAUGGCAUUGCCCAAUUUUUCACUACUUUAAUACAGUUCUGUGUAUACUGUAAAUUGAACAUUGUAUUCAUUGACAAAUGUUCAGAGAAACUGUAAAUAAACUUUCUUUAAAAAAAAAGAAGAUCUCAUUAAAUUGCAUAUUAAUAAUUAGCACCGGACUCCACAGCAGCAUUGCACCAGCCUCAUUACACUGAACACCAAACAGCUUGUUUCAUUCUGUUUAUUACAACUAAAUUACAGCAAAAUAUUAUUCUUGAGUUAAGAAACACUUCUGACAUACACUAUGAUCAAUCAACUAUUGUAUAUCCCAAACCAUCC
Molecule: messenger RNA, 7822 nt
Organism: Clupea harengus (Atlantic herring)
Lineage: Eukaryota; Metazoa; Chordata; Actinopteri; Clupeiformes; Clupeidae
Gene: cilp2
Product: cartilage intermediate layer protein 2
Source: RefSeq, a predicted model, not a curated record